GCGGCCGUGGUGUGCUGGUCGGCUCGCCGAGCGAGCGGUUCGAUACGGGCAUGACACAGGGAGCCCGCGGAGGUUCUGGAAGUUUGUGCUCAGGCAGGACAUGUCUGGUGGCGGCAAGGGUGUCUCCUCCGCCGCUGCCAUAACCUAUUCGCUGACCUGCAUCGGCAGCAAGCCUCGGGCCCCGCUCUGCCCCAGGAGCAUCGGUUCCUCCCCACCUGUCUCGAUCCCACCGCCCCACACCCAGGAGGAGAGGCAGCGACUGACGAGAUACGGCGUCGUUGCUGGUGGUGUAAGGAGGACGGCCCAAGCAACACCACGACGGCAGCUCGCCGCUACCGUGGCAUGGACUGGCGUCCCGUACUCCAAGAUAUGGAUCAUUGAUGUCUGCACCAUAUGCUGGUGGAUGGCACAAGAGGUGUUCAAGCGAGUGACUGACAUGUAAGCCGUGGCGGCACAACCCUGUUUCGGGGAGAAAACGACUGAGGCCCUAUAGGUAACAUCACAUCAUUGAGCCGCAUGAAACAACUUUGUUAAAUGCCUCAUUGUUAUACUGCACACCCUUUUCGUAAUACUUAGCCAUAACUAUAAACAGUCGCGGGAUAAAUUGUUCUUGUACAAACAAAGGGGUGGCUUUUUUCAAUACAGUUUGGAGAAGACCCUUCUGUUAAAGAAGUUUAUGAUGGUACAGAGCACUCCCGAAACUAGAUACCAGCCGCCAGCAUGAUUUGAUUGUCCAGUAUAUUUUAUGCUGCAAAAUCUGAAAGCUGCGAAUGUAAUGUUGAACAUCUCAUUUCAAAGUAUAUGUAAUGAUUUUUUUUCUAUUUUAACUUUUUUAUCUCUUGAUAAAUGUCGCGGUUGUUAAUUUAACUUUGGGAUAAGAAUAUGAUUUUCUGUCUCAUUUGGUACAUAGAAGCUUGAGCCUUUUCCCUUUUGUGUUCUCAUCCAUUAUUAUCUUGCAUAAAUUUAUGAUCAUUGUUUUUCUCUGGCUAAGCUAUUUUGUACAGUUUCAUGCUUUACCAGUAAUCACUACUAUUCUUCUCAUGCAGAUACGCGGUGAAAUAAAUUAUAUUCCAUGGUCACUGAAUUCAAUAAUUAUACUGGUUU
Triticum dicoccoides is the source of this 1104-nucleotide messenger RNA. RefSeq lists its product as uncharacterized. The record is from RefSeq and is a predicted model, not a curated record. NCBI's taxonomy places the organism in Eukaryota, Viridiplantae, Streptophyta, Magnoliopsida, Poales, Poaceae. The coding region runs from base 101 to 442 and encodes 113 amino acids. The transcript is spliced from 2 exons.